AUGGCCACAGUGAAGACCGCCAAAUUCAACAAAGAUUUUCUAAAACGAUGUGGUCCUCCUUCGAAGAAAAGGAAGCUGCAGUAUGACCGAGACAACCUUAGGAGAGCAUUUGAGGCCACUAGGAAGGGAAUUUCAGUUUAUAGGGCAGCCAGGGACUAUUCUGUUCCAGAGUCUACAUUAAGAGACAGGCAUUUAGGACUGGUACCGCUUGAGUGUCACAUUGGUUUUGACAGUAUCUUUUCAAAUGUAGAAGAACAGAAACUUGUCAACCACAUUACAUAUAUGGCAAGUAUCGGCUAUGGGUACAACAAAUCUUCAAUCCAGUACAUGGCAUGGGAUUAUGCAAAAUCUCUAGGCAAACAAGUUAAAGCCAAAGAGUCCCUGAGUGAUAAUUGGUUUUAUGGUCUUUUGAAAAGGUGGCCUGAUUUGUGUGUAAAGAAACCCCAGAAGCUGUCAAUUGCACGUGCAAAGUCUGCCUCCAGAGAAGCUCUCAACAACUACUACAGUGAGCUUGGUUUUAUCUUGACAAUUAAUGAUUUGACUGAUAAACCACAAUGUAUAUCCAACAUUGAUGAAACAGGUGUCAACUCUGAACAUUCUCCACCUAAAAUUGUGUGUGAUAAAAACACUAUCCCACAGAAUGUCACUUCAUCCAGAUCGCAAACAGUAACUAUCAUAGCCUCUGGAAUUGCUUUAGGCAACUCCAUACCUCCUUACUAUGUAUUUCCAGGACAACGUUGGAAUCCUGAAUUCUUGAAUGAUGCAUGCCCUGGUUCUGCAGGUGAAAUGUCCAAGACAGGCUGGUCCAAUACAUGUAUAUUUGAGAAUUACUUGAAGAACCACUUUGCAACUUAUGCAAAUCUUUCUAGAAAUGUUGAUGGAUCCAAAAUUCUGAUACUCUAUGAUGGACAUAGAUCACAUACCUCUCUUACUCUGACUGACUGGGCAAAGAAGAACAAUGUUAUUUUAUUCCUACUUCCUCCUCAUUCAAGCCAUGUAACGCAGCCUUUGGAUGUUGGAGUCUUUGGACCUUUCAAAUCAAUGUACUACUCCGAAUGUCAGAACUUCAUGAAAAGGAACCCAGGCAUGAAUGUUACAAAGUACCAGAUUGCAAGUCUUACUAGCAAACCUUACCUAAAGGCACUAUCUGCAGAAAAUCUUAUUUCAGCAUUUCGCAGAACUGGUAUUCAUCCUUUUGACAGACAGGCUAUUGUUGAUUCUCAGAUUUCACCAUCAACUAUUUAUGCUGAGAAAUCCCAAACCACACAAGAAGAUCCUCAGCAUGACAACAGUCAACCUAUUCCCAACUCUGAAUCUUCAAAAAUGGAAGAUAAAAUGGAAGAUAACUUCUCUGAUUCUUCAAAAACGGAAGACAGCUUUUUCAAGUCAAGGACCAUAACUAAGCCAGUAUCAAAACCGAAAAGGAAGUUUGUUCCAUCUUUCCUACCGGUAUAUGGAGAUCUUCAUAAAAAGUCAGUGCAACAUGUCCUUGUAGCUCAGGCAAAUAAAACUCAGCAGUAG
Molecule: messenger RNA, 1521 nt
Organism: Mercenaria mercenaria
Lineage: Eukaryota; Metazoa; Mollusca; Bivalvia; Venerida; Veneridae
Exons: 2
Coding region: 1-1521 (506 amino acids)
Cellular component (GO): nucleus
Molecular function (GO): DNA binding
Source: RefSeq, a predicted model, not a curated record